UAUCGACAGCAGCAUCAUGGAAGCGAAAGUGUUCAUCUGUAUUCUUGUUUUUCUUCUUGGAGUAAGUCAUUCCGCUCCAGGCACUACAGACAAAUGUGAAAGUAAAAGGCAAGUGUGCCCUCAAGAACCAACUCUGCUAAGAAGAUACUUCUUCGAUGAUACAAACAAGCGUUGUUCCGCUUUCUUCGUUUGUGAGGGAGAGAAAGGUGACGACUUUUUCCCAAGGAUGGUGGAUUGUGUCAAAGACUGCUGGCCAACACAAAAACAACCAAAAUGCCUCGAAAACAAGCUAACAGAAUGCAAAGGAGAUUCGUCGGGUGAGACAGCCUGGACGUACGACCCGCAAACGAACAAAUGCGGCAAUGUUGGAAAUGCUUGCGACGGGACCAAGAACAAGUUUUCCUCAGAAAACGAAUGCCGAGCAGAACGCUUUGGAUUCGAUGAGAACGGCCUGAAAAUGAAGUACAGAUCCAAACCCAGAAAGAAUCAGUGAACGAGGAACCACGAACAGGGUUCAUCCACUAAUCUUCCUCCGAGUGAAAACAUUUCCACGUAUUCUAUUCCAUGUACAUUCCACGUAUUUCCCGUCUGCCCAGAAUAAAGAUGUGCGUAGAACCUCCA
Molecule: messenger RNA, 621 nt
Organism: Ornithodoros turicata
Lineage: Eukaryota; Metazoa; Arthropoda; Arachnida; Ixodida; Argasidae
Exons: 4
Coding region: 17-493 (158 amino acids)
Molecular function (GO): serine-type endopeptidase inhibitor activity
Source: RefSeq, a predicted model, not a curated record